Molecule: messenger RNA, 4320 nt
Organism: Sycon ciliatum
Lineage: Eukaryota; Metazoa; Porifera; Calcarea; Leucosolenida; Sycettidae
Exons: 13
Coding region: 857-2929 (690 amino acids)
Molecular function (GO): protein binding
Source: RefSeq, a predicted model, not a curated record
UUUGCGGCCAUUAGAUUUUACGAUGACCCUUCGCCGUGCUGCGCAACAUAACACUGACAACAGUUCAUCUAGAAGAGGUACCUUUACUUGUACCGUACACUACUACGGCAAUAGAUGUGUGAUUGAUUCAGGAGGAUUAGAUAGCGCCGCUACUCUCUCUCACACGCUCUCUCUCUCCCCAGACCACUCCUUCAAGAAUCAGAAGAAAAGAGCCAAGAGGCUUUCGAGAGCCAGGGUACCGGAUCUCGUGAGGCCGUGUUGUUUAGGACGCAGUCAACUUACUUACUUAGCAUUCUUGUCCUCCGGCUCUAUGCAUGCUGUGCAAGUGCUGCUUGUUUACUACGGAAUCCGCGUGGGUUUACUGUCUGUACGAUUACAGCCUUACUCGGUUACUCGUGCUUGCUAAUCUACUCGCAGGUCUUGACUUGAGCCAGAACUGCAAUACUACUCAGGUCUGUACCGUCUUGGGGAAGAGUUACUGCCAGUAGUGGUGCGAAGUGGGAAAUCAGUCGGUCAGCACACACACGACGAAGUCAAGUCGACUUCUUCAGGGAGCAUUCCGUCCACUGCAGGGUUUAUUGUGGCGGUGGAAGGCCGUAUCAUCGCGCUUCUCAGGUCUUUCGUGGUUUGCAUGCCAGACUCGUAGAUCGACCAUGCGUAAGAGCGGCGGUUGCCCCUGCCCUAUGCGUGGCAUGGCCGCGGGCUGAUGGACGAGAUAGAGGCUGAUCCCAGACUUGGCUGAAGGCUAAACAUUGUGCUGCGCACGGCACCCUGCUGGUUGGUGGUGGCGCAGGGCGGACUGCAACAACAAGUGCCGACUGGCGGGUCGCUAGUGGACGCUUUCGGACUCGGCACCAUGCCCUUGGAUUCGCGAACAGGUCUCCGUCGUCGUCACUGCCAACCAGCCAGGGUGUCACUGCAAACAUCAGUCGUCCUGCUCCUACUGCUGCUGCUGAUUGGCCUGCUAUUGCCAUGGGAAUGCUCAGCUGCUCGCCGCUGCCCGACUGUGGCUCAGGGACGAGCUUCUGGGCGCUUCCUGAAUUGGAUCAAGAACAGUAAGGUGUCCACAUGUUCUGUGGACAGCAGACAUGCAGUUCCCAGCAACAGGAUCAACUGUUCGGAUGCCACCUGUUGCAGUUCCAGUGACUGCAGUCUGACAAAUCAACUUUCCUGGGUCUGCUCAUGCGAUUCACGCUGUGGUGUGAACCGUUGCUUCAUGCUGGUGGGAAGCUGUGGCAGGCUCAGCCCACCGCACGGCGGCUAUUAUGUGAAGGAAGAAGACGGCUACGUCAAGCUACGCUGCAAGAAAGGCUUCAAGCGCGUCGGCCCAUGGCGGAGGCAGUGCAAAGGUGGCAAGUGGACCGAUCCCAUGCCUCACCAAUGUGUCCCUCGCUGCAGGACACCUGAUCUUCCACGCCAUGCUAUAUUUAUGGAACAGAAAGUCAAGAAGAACUAUCUGCUGAACGAUAGGAUCCGUGCGGCCUGCAAGCCUGGCUACAAGCUCACCAUCAACAAAGACUUUCUCCUGACCUGCAAGUAUGGUCGCUGGAAGCCAAGAGUCGAACGCUUCAGAUGUGUGGUCGACCUUGAGAAUCCCUGUUGCCAGCUGCCUUCAGCACCGCUGCAUGGCAGCGUCACCUUCCUGACCGGCCACAACGCCAGCCUCUGCAAGGGACAGGCGUUCACGUAUGACUGUGACGAGUGCUACAAACUAGCAGUGGGUUCCGCCAGGCAGGACGUGUGCGUUCGAUCGGAGCAAGUAUUCUCACCGCCAACGUGUCAACGAGUCACGUGCCAAGGGCAGGACAUUCCUCUUUCGGUGGGGACAGUCCUUGUCUCGGCGCUCGACCAGGAGUCCAUUCACGGUUGCUUGUCCAACGUGACAGUACGAUGCCAGGGAGCCCACGAGGCAACCAGCAAGCGUCAAGCAUUGAAAUGCAACUCCCACGGCAACUGGGCACUUUCAGCUGGUAUGCAGGAAUUACACUGCACGCCCUCAUCAGUACGACAAAUACGUCUUGAAGCGGCAACGCCGUAUUCGCUGCGCCUCAGCUGGUUACCUCCAUCGGUCCUGGCAGCAUCCACUGCCAGCUACAAAGUGGUCAUUCGGCAUGGCUUGACCUCUUCAUCUCUUCCAGGGUGGCAUAAUCCCAGGAAGAACUCCUACCCGGCUAAUGACCAGCGCUUUCUGAAACAGGGACGCUUCCAUGUCGAAAUAAACGACUUGUCAGCCGCCAGCGCGUAUCUCAUUGAAGUAACACCAGUGGACACGAGCGGUGCAGAUGGCGGCCAAAGCAACCUGAGAGCCAGAACAGUUGUGCAGUCUGUUAACCCAGUUCGCUGCGAGGUUAACUCACAACGGCUAUAUUUGGUGUGGAGUGCAAACCUCUUUCCCUCUGACACGGUUUACAAGGCAUUCUACCGCACAUCCAGCGCCGUUGCAGACCCGUAUGUGGCGAGUGGGACCGAGCGUGCAGCACAGGGCUUCAGCCGUGUGCUGCUGAGAAGGAUACAACCGUACACAGUCUACCAUGUCCAGUUAGUGCCAACUCACUCUUCUCCUGGUCAAGCCCUGGCCGUGAACUGCAGCCUGGAGUCCCGUGACAUUGUGCCCAGACCACCGGCAGCGCCUAGUGUUACGGUCAAUUCUAGCUACUUUGAGGUGACUUUGUAUCCGUCGGCUGAUGUCUUUGUUCAACGGCAUGAGCUGAUCGUGCGCAAGUACUCGCGUAAUAUCGUUCAGAACAGCUGGAAGCACGAGUUCAGUCCAGCGCAGCUGUCACCACGCCACGCGCCUGCUUCUCUGAAGUUCUUGGUGCCCGAUGCUCGGCCCGGUGGAACACAGGGCGGCGUGUUCAGGUUCGAGGUGCUUGCCUAUUCACCAGAGGAUCAGGUCAGUAGGAGCAGUCAGACUGCGUAUUUCGUCUGAGAAGCUGUUCGACGUGCCUAAUCACAUAGUGUCCAUGCGGCAGCAGUUGAGAGAGCACGUGAUCUCAUUUAUGCAACACGCACGCAGUGCGCUGUCAUAGGACUGACUGGAACGAUCAGCUACAUGUAGUUGUGCAUCUGACAAUGGACCGGUCGUGCAGUGCUGUGCUGUGCUGUUUUGGUGUUGGGAAUCAGCCUAGCAGCAGUAGCUGGCGAAAAUUGUGCCGGCCAGUCGAGUGGGUUUGAGCUGCACACGGAUCUACCUUGCUGGUGCCUUGUCUCUUUGAGUGAACAAUGCCAAUAUCACGGUGUGGCUUGUGGAUACAUGGACCGUAGCUGCUGCGCUCUCAGUCUCAGUCUAAGCCGGUGAGCAUCAGUACUGUACUGUGCUUUGCUGAUCCGCGUCAAACCACCGUGCUAGAGUGCUUCCGAUCGCAGAGUGACAUUUCCUAUCACCGCUGUCCUGUACUCGAAGGGAGUCAGGGCUGGUGUUCGGUUUGCUUGUGAUGCCUCUGCAGACGCGGUCACCGUCUUGCGCUGCAGGAACUCUGACUGUAGUUGUCAUGAACAUUCAUGAACUGAGUGAACUCAAUGAUUGCACUCUUCAGUGUGCCGUACUUCAAAACUUAGUCGAUGCUAGUACAGUAUCAUAGUGCCACCCUAUUGCUGAAGGUGGCGUUGACGCAGAUUUGCGAUGCAUAGAAUGAGAGGAGUUUCUCUGCAUGAAUUGCACGCAGACAUUCACUAUUGCUUUGCACAGUGUGUUGUCGAAGUCCUUGACAGUAUUAUGGUUUAGUUGUAAGUGCAUAGCUGUGACGCUAGUCUAGUCUAUACACUCUAUCAUGACUUGUAGAGUCACAUCGUCACUUGGUGACUACUAGUGGAGAGUAUUUAGGUGCUUGAGUUGAGAUGGAGCUGCUGUCACAUAGUGCUUCAUUGAGUAUAUACUAUUAAAUUUUGUUUGUCUUUGCUCCUUCUAUUAUCGCUCCCCUUGUUGGCACUGAGCCUGAGAGUGCAACCAUAUACCCAUACAUGUGCCACAGUGACAUCGGGGGAUGAUGAAUCCCGGCAACUGCUGCAUGCUCACAGCCGAGCUCCUUGUAACGCCUUUAUUGACUUUGUUUCAUGUAGAUUUCGACCAGGAGAGAUAGCGCGAGCAAAACCGGCGUGCACCUCUUGCCUACUUUCACUAUCCGUUAAUAUUCAGAACUUCACAAAUCACCACUUGCACUUUUUUUUCUCUGUGCUGCAUGGCAUUGAUUUGAUUUCUGAGAUGUACAUGUACAUUGUAUCUAUGAAUACACAGACAGAAAGAACGAGCAGUUUUUUUUUUCUUCGUGAGGCUCCGAGUUUCACGAACUGAAUCGAUCAUCAGACGAAAAUUGAUACUGA